CGCGGGGGACACGCCGCAGUCACCGGAGAGGAGGCGUCGGGCCGGACGCGGCUCCCGCACGGCCACGAUGCUCGACGGCACCGUGGACUAUUUCUUCGCGCGGAACCGCAUCCGGCGGAGGGACGCGGCCGCGCUCACCUGGGAGCACGCCGUCAACAGCAGGAGCCGCCUCGGACACGCGCUCGCAGGUCCCGCUCACAUGAUGGAAGCUGACAUCAUCAUGAGGGGUCGUGACCCCAGGGAGCCCGUCAUGGCCCACCCCCCCGACACGGACAGUGACCUCACCCUGAGGGAGUGGCUGGAGGCCGUGAAGGCCCACGACGUGGGGAUCAAGCUGGACUUUAAGAGCCUGGAGGCGGUGCCCCCCUCCCUGGUCCUCCUGCAGAAGGUCCUGGGGGAGACGCAGCGUCCCGUGUGGGUAAAUGCAGACGUCCUCAGUGGUCCCGGGGGCCGGGCCACACCCCUGGAGCCUCAGGCCUUCCUCUCCGCCGUGACGGCUCUCCCCGCCCACACCGUGCUGUCUCUGGGCUGGACCACAGGAUGGACCGCGGGAUCAAGUAACCCAGGGUACAGCUGGGACAUGGUGCACGAGAUGGAGGAGAAGUGCAGGAACCUGGAACAUCCCGUCACCUUCCCGGUCCGGGCUGCGCUCAUGGCUCACUCCUUCUCCCAGCUGUCCUGGCUGCUGCAGCAGUCACACAGGUACAGUCUGACCGCGUGGACGGCCCAGACGGACGAGGUGGCACCGCAGGACCUGCUCCCCUACAGAAGAGGCUUGGACGUGAGCAGGAUCUACUACGACCUGCCCGACUGUCUGACAGCAGAGCUGGCUGCCCCUUCACAGGACUGAAGACGGGAAAGAGAGGAUGAAGAACAGAGAGAGAAGAGAAAGAUGUGUUGUCAAAGGUCCAAAAUAGCAGAUAUAUUAGUAUUAAUGGAGAAUUAAGAGUUCUAUGUACAUGUUGCUGAUACCUGGUUAGUUGGUGGACUACAGAGACACUAUAGAAACAGGUGUAUGCAGCAGACGCUGGGGGGGUCAGGGGGGGCUGCGGGUCAGCAUGCAGCUCCUGAAGCUCUGGCCUGCAAAUGUGGAUAGAAGAGAGAAGG
This is a messenger RNA of Cololabis saira (Pacific saury), 1107 nucleotides long. RefSeq names its product family with sequence similarity 151 member B (gene fam151b). The transcript is spliced from 5 exons. Lineage: Eukaryota; Metazoa; Chordata; Actinopteri; Beloniformes; Belonidae. The record is from RefSeq and is a predicted model, not a curated record. Bases 68 to 850 code for a protein of 260 amino acids.